Molecule: messenger RNA, 207 nt
Organism: Cooperia oncophora
Lineage: Eukaryota; Metazoa; Nematoda; Chromadorea; Rhabditida; Trichostrongylidae
Source: the annotation of a GenBank genome assembly
AUGAAGUUGAUGCUUAAGAGUGCAAGAAGAACGAAACAUCAGGAUGUCAACCGUGUGGCAACGAAAAGUCAUGCCACCCUGCAAAUCCAGCAUCGGCGCAGUCUUGUUCUGCUGAGUGCAAGUGGGCCCGCGUGCGUCUGCAUUAACGGCUACGUGAGAGGACCAUCUGGUCAAUGCAUCCAGCAGAGUGAUUGUCCAAAACAGUAG